This is a messenger RNA of Stomoxys calcitrans (stable fly), 6830 nucleotides long. RefSeq names its product phosphatidylinositol 4-kinase alpha (gene Pi4KIIIalpha). Gene Ontology annotation, biological process: phosphatidylinositol-mediated signaling; phosphatidylinositol phosphate biosynthetic process. Gene Ontology annotation, cellular component: plasma membrane; cytoplasm. The transcript has 11 exons. The record is from RefSeq and is a predicted model, not a curated record. NCBI's taxonomy places the organism in Eukaryota, Metazoa, Arthropoda, Insecta, Diptera, Muscidae. Bases 115 to 6444 code for a protein of 2109 amino acids. Gene Ontology annotation, molecular function: 1-phosphatidylinositol 4-kinase activity.
AUGUCAAAAAUGCAAGGCAAACACCACAAAAACGAAAUACUUUGACGUUUACAGAGAGAAAAAGUCGAUAAAAAUAAUAUUGGGAUACAAAUUUCUUGAAAAAAGUCUGCUAAAAUGGCAGACAAAUUUUCCUAUCAAAAAACAGUGCAAAGUCUUGCUAGGGUUUUGGCCCAAAUAAAACCAACUGCUAGUUGGGAUAAGGUUCAGUCAUUGUUUCGGUAUUGCCCUCAAGAGAAUGCGGCAGGUGUUUUCUGUUUAGAUUCCCGUGCACAGGAUGCUGUUAUUGCAUUGGGUUUGUACUUCCUAGAGAGUGGUUGCCAGCAUGAAGAUCGCAUUGUACCAUAUUUAUUAAGAUUAGCUAAAUGUCUACCAAAAGCUGUAUGGGUUGAUGAUGGAAAAUGGAGUAAAACAGAUCGUAUACCAUCCGCAGAAAAAUUUAGUUUUUGCCUGAAUACUCUGUUAUCUGAUAUCGCCGCAAAAUGUCCCGAUUUAAGAGAAGAUAUUAUUGUGAAUCAAGUGGAGACAUUGAGUGCAUUGGCCAACAUAAUAAAGUCCAGCAAAGAAAGCAGUUCGGCACCGCCACCCAUAAUAUUAUGCAAAGCUACGGUGCCUUUGCUUUUCGGUUUGGCUCGUUCUAUGGGCAGGUAUGCCUCACAUGAUCCAGCUCUGCUUUGCCGCAUAUAUCCCCGUGAAAAAAUGCCUGAAGUAAAACCCAAUCCUCGCGAAGGUGGCAGUCACAGUUCCAAUGAGCGUUUGCAGUUUGCACAAUUCCGCCCCAUAAUACCACGUUCCAUGUCCGGAAGUCUGAGUCAAGAAUCGUAUGAAAUCAAAAUGAAACAGAUGUCUAUGGCAACCCAUUUGAAUAAACAAAAGCCACAGUUACACACCUACUUUUCGGUCCCUUACGAUCCACGGACUCAUUUUUUUACACGCUAUGGCUCCAGUUUUAAUCAGUUUCCCAAUAUGCGUGUCACCGAGACACCUACUAAAACCCAAAAGUGUUUUAUCAUGCCACCUUUUCCAAUUCAACAUUUGCAAACUAUAUUUGCUGUGGCCAAAAAGUUGUUAACCAAGGAAACAUUGGAACAUUUGGACGAGCAAGCCAGCGACAUAUUUGCUUUACAUCAAAUAAAGGGUUAUUGUUAUAAGAGUUUCUCAGAAACACUAAAUCUGGUUUUGGUCACAUUGUUGCGAGAAAUUUUGCAACAUCAAAUCGACCUGCCAGCUCCUUUCACCAAAGAUGUCCAAGAGUUUGUGAAACGCCUAUUCCUUAAUGGUCAAACCGAAUUGCAGAACAAACAACAGGACCAAGAGAGGGAGAAGAGGGAAGAAAAUGGCAUACCCGUUGUAAACAAGUACAAAGUGAAUGUAAUGGCCAAUGCAGCUUGUGUGGAUUUGUUAGUCUGGGCAAUACGGGAUGAAACGGUUGAUGAGGAGUACAAUGUACCUUCAUUGCAGUAUGCUUUACAUUAUUUAAUGCAAAAAGAAGCUGACAAGCUAUGUGGUCGACUCUCACAAAAACUCAACUCAGUGUUAUCCCACAAAAUUGUAAUGGAUCAUAUGCCAUUAUUGAUGGUGUGUUUAGAAGGUCUUGGAAAAUUGGCUCAAAAGUUUCCCAACAUAGCCAAUACAUCAAUUUCGUAUUUGCGUGACUUUCUGGUGGAUCCCAGUCAGAUUUUGGCAAAGCUGCAUGCGCACUCGCAACAAUUAAUGGCGCUGCAAAUGAAGGAAAAGGAUGUGAAACCCUUUAAAAUUGUUGUUCAAAAUAGCGAAUCACGUUCUACGGUAGAUAUAUUUGGAGAAAGUCAGAAAUAUGCUCCUCUUAGAACGGGACAGGCAGCAUUUGAAGCUCUACGUGAUGCAGCCAUUGAAAACCUUAGUGCUGCUUUAAGAGCAGCCCAGCCGGUAGAUCAGUUUUGUGUCCCUGCUUUGGUGGCCAACGUUUCCAAUCGUUUGUUUACAGCUGAAAAGCACGAAUCGGAAUCGACAUUGGUUAGCUUAAACAUCAUUGUGAUGCUGGGUCAUGUAGCCGUGGCUUUAAAGGAUACUUCAAAAACUACACAAAACAUUUUGCAAUUCUUCAUACAGCGUUUCUGCAAGGUACCUUCCGAACAAAAUGCCCUGAUUGUGGAUCAAUUGGGUUGUAUGAUUAUAUCUCAGUGCGAGCCUCACGUUUUCGAUGAAAUAAUGAAAAUGUUUUCCCGUGUUGCCGUACAAUCGGCCUCCUUAGCUUAUACUUCGGAUCCGGAACACCGCAAACAGUUCUUUAGCGUUUCCGAUGCUGUUAUCAAUGCUCUAGGCAAUAUUGCCGCCAAUAUUCAGGGGGACGAUGAGAAAUUAGAAUUGUUGGGCAAAUUGCUUGAACUCUUUGUGCAAAUCGGUCUUGAGGGAGAGCGUUCCUAUGACAAUACGCCUGGGGCUUCAAAGUCGCGUUCGAGUGCCGGCCAUUUGGGUAUGCUAAUACCGGUAAUUGCCGUACUGCUCAAACGUUUGCCGCCCAUAAAAAAUCCACGUUUGCGUUUACACAAACUAUUUAAAGAUUUUUGGGUUUAUUGUGUGGUUAUGGGUUUUACAAAUGCUCGUCUCUGGUCACCCGAGUGGUAUAUGGGAGUUCAACAAAUUGCCGCAAAAUCGCCCCUGUUAAUAUCACAAACCACGCACAAAUCGGAUAUGCGUGAACUAAAUUACACAUCGGCCAUUAAGAGCGAAUCGAGCAAUCUGAAUGAACUCAGGAGUGAUAUAGUAUUGGUAUUGGAGCAUCCAUCAGCGGAGGUAACUGCUGCCAUAAACAAACUCUCAUUUGCCCAGUGCACAUUUUUGUUGAGUGUUUAUUGGUUGGAAAUGUUGCGUGUUGAGAAUGCCGAAGAACCAAGCUUGGAGCCGAUUCUCACCUAUCUGUGUGAUCCCGCACUACAAAAAGACAAGUCGGGCAUAUGGCAAUGUGUAAAAUGCAUUGCUGACCAGGUGUUUGAAAAAUUCCGCAACGUUUUGUUUACUCGCGAUGAAAUACGUGAAAAGGUGCUGGAAUCCCAGGCCACCCUACUGCUGGUGUAUUUCAAUCACAUAACCAAACAAAUACAAGUUGUGGCAGAUCAAUAUCUUUCACAACUGGUAGACAAAUUCCCGCAUCUGCUGUGGAAUCGCCGCGUGCUCUGGUGCAUGCUAGACAUUCUGCAGUUGCUGGCAUUUUCACUCACCCUCGAUCCGAAUGAGGAAACACCGACACUACGGGUUGUAUCUACCCCCUAUACACUGCAGCUGAUGGACUCUUUGCCGGCACGUGAAGGACGUCUCAAAGAUUUUGCAGACCGUUGUCAAGGGAUUGUCAACGAAGCCAUGAAAUGGGCUCCCCGUUCAACAAAAUCACAUUUGCAGGAGUAUCCGAAUCAAAUUCCAACUCAGGUUCUAUCACACCACAGUGGCUUGGCACUGGCUUUCGAUUCAGUGGUCAGCACUAAUAGUUUUCAUCCAAACGCUUUACCCUCGAAUAGCAAACGUCCUGCUUGCGUAAAGUCAGACACGCCAAGAUUCGUUUCUGUACUGUGUCUACGCAGCAAAUAUGCCGGAGAAAUAUCCGGUUUGUUGUCUGUAUUGAGUGAAACAGAGAAGGCUGGUUUGGCUGAUCGUUUGGUAAACGAUGUCUGGGAGGCGUGCAAAGAGAAAAGUGAUGCCAGACAUCGAGGAGCAUUGUGGCGUGCCACAGCCUAUUUGAUAAUAUGCUCGGAUAUCAAGCGGAAACUUCUGCACGCUGUUGCCACAUCACAGGUUGAAUUGUUUACGGAAUCCGCUAUGGAGACCGCAGUUGAAUGUUGGCAAUGGGUCCUAACAGCUCGUCAGGAUCUAGAGCUAUGCUUUAUUCAGGAAAUGGUUGCAGCAUGGCAAACCACUUUUGAAAAGAAAUUAGGGCUUUUCUCCGAGGAGGUCGAAAUUACUAGUCCUUUGGCUGCCUAUGAUGGAUGCAAACUAGUAUCGAAACCCAUCACAGUAUCACCUCAUCUCAUAUGGCUACAGUUGUUGUCGGAAAUGGUUGACACUGCUAAAUAUUGUAAUCGUGAUAAGGUGGAAAUGUUUUGUCUUCUUCUGCACCGCUGUCUUCCCAUAACCAAGAAUAGUAAGCAAAACAGACAGGUGUCCACCGUUGGCUGUCGCUUCAAACUUCUCCAAUGUGGUUUAUCACUGCUGCAAGGUAACACCGUACCCAAGUCAUUGGCUAGGAAUAUUUUACGUGAGCGCAUAUACAGUAAUGCUCUCGACUAUUUUUGUGGUCCCCCAACAUGCCCGAAUCAAAGCAAAGAGCAGUUACUGGAGGACAUUUUGAUUCUGUUGAAAUUCUGGCAAACUAUGCGCAGUGAAAAGAAGCACUUGGUUACUUCAGAAGUGGGUGAUUAUGAUAUUCCAGUCUCCACCCCCAAUCAGAUGUUGACGGUAAAUAAGAAUCCCGAAACGGCUUCUCUAAUCAGCACCGGCGAGGCCGGCAGAUCUUCCUCGAUAGCUGGCACUGGCGGCUGGUAUAACACUAUACCACACUCGACAUCGACUCUAUCGAAGCGCUCCAAUCGCUCGAAGCGUUUGCCCUAUCAAAAGGAUUCAUAUGACAAGGAUUAUAUGAAGAAGCGCAACCUUAUUUUGGAGUUGAUGGCCGUAGAAAUUGAAUUCCUAAUAACUUGGUAUAAUCCCAACAGCCUGCCAGAUUUGGCUAUCCCAGGAGAAGAACAAAUAACUGAAUGGAGAAAUCGUCCCUAUAAAGUCAACAUUUGGAGAGAUUUUGCACGUUUGGCUUGGUCAUACAACCCUGCGUUGGCGGUGUUUCUACCUUCGCGCAUUAAGAAUGCCGAAUCCAUUGAAGAGGAGGUUACACGGCUAGUAUGUCUGGAUCCUAUUGCCGUGUGCGAAAUUCCAGAAGCGCUGAAGUACUUAGCCACCACAAAGAAUUUAUUGCAUGAAAGCCCUGACUUGAUGUACAUUCUGGCCUGGUCCCCAGUAAAUCCCAUUCAAGCGUUGUCCUAUUUCUCUCGUCAGUACCCAUCACAUCCCCUUACAGCGCAGUAUGCCGUAAAGACACUUAACUCAUAUCCGGCCGAAUCUGUAUUACCUUACAUUCCACAGUUGGUACAAGCCCUAAGGCACGAUACUAUGGGCUAUGUCACUGAACUCAUUAAAUUCAUAUCUAAGCGGUCGCAAAUUGUAGCCCAUCAAUUGAUCUGGAAUAUGCAAACAAACAUGUAUAUGGACGAAGAUCAGCAACACAAAGACCCCAAUCUAUACGAAUCUUUAGAGCUUCUUAGCCAGAACAUUAUAUCAUCAUUCUCGGGAGCGGCAAAACGCUUUUACGAAAGAGAAUUCGAUUUCUUUGGCAAGAUAACAGCUGUCUCCGGCGAAAUACGUUCUUAUCCCAAAGGAGCGGAGCGUAAAAAUGCAUGUCUGGCUGCACUCAGCAGAAUAAAAGUUCAGUCUGGAUGUUAUUUGCCCUCAAACCCUGAAGCCAUGGUGCUUGAUAUCGACUACAACAGUGGAACGCCUAUGCAAAGUGCGGCCAAGGCUCCUUAUUUGGCUCGGUUCCGUGUGUACCGUUGUGGUAUUACUGAAUUGGAGACCAGGGCAAUGGAAGUUUCCAAUAACCCGAACUCCCAGGAGGAUGCUAAAAUGACUUUGGGUGUAGAAUCAUGGCAAGCAGCCAUCUUUAAAGUGGGAGAUGAUGUGCGACAAGAUAUGUUGGCCUUGCAAGUUAUAACCAUAUUCAAAAAUAUUUUCCAACAAGUAGGACUGGAUCUUUUCCUUUUCCCAUAUCGAGUCGUCGCUACUGCUCCAGGCUGUGGUGUCAUUGAAUGUGUGCCCAAUGCCAAAUCUCGCGAUCAGUUGGGUCGUCAAACCGAUUCGGGUCUUUAUGAAUACUUUUUGCAUCAGUAUGGCGAUGAAAGCUCCAAGGAAUUCCAAGCGGCACGUGCAAAUUUCGUAAAAUCCAUGGCGGCAUAUUCGUUGAUUGGUUACUUAUUGCAAAUCAAGGAUCGUCAUAAUGGUAACAUUAUGAUUGACAAAGAUGGUCAUAUUAUACACAUUGACUUUGGUUUCAUGUUCGAAUCCUCACCUGGCGGCAAUAUUGGAUUUGAGCCGGACAUGAAACUCACCGAUGAAAUGGUAAUGAUAAUGGGCGGCAAAAUGGAAGCACCUGCCUUUAAGUGGUUCUGUGAGUUGUGCGUUCAGGCGUUUUUGGCAGUACGUCCUUAUCAGGACGCCAUCGUCUCUUUGGUAUCGUUAAUGUUGGACACUGGCUUGCCAUGUUUCAGAGGUCAAACAAUCAAUUUACUCAAGCAACGCUUUGUCUCCACCAAAAACAACAAGGAAGCUGCUGCCCAUAUGUUGGCGGUCAUUCGUAGCUCUUAUCAGAAUAUUCGAACACGAACCUACGAUAUGAUCCAGUAUUAUCAAAAUCAAAUCCCCUAUUAGAAAAACAAAAACGAACGAGAUGCAUAUGUUAUAUACUGGAUACUUUUAUUCCAAAAUUUCCUGUUAAAACUUAAAUAUUUACAUUGUUGUUAUUUUUAAUGAAUCUGCGUCUACAACAUAUAUCAAUUUCUCCAACAGUUAUUUGUUAUAAAGAUGUAUACAUAUGUUGUAAGAAUUAAUUUCCUAUUUUUUUAUUUUUUUCUACCUCCACUCUACAUGACCCUUUAUUUAAAAAAAUGUUUUAAUAAUUUAAAUAUAAAAAAUGUAUUUAUAUUUACUUUUUGUUGUGUGUAUCGUUGUAAAUUGACAAUUUAUUAGUUUUGGUGUCAUUUAACGGAAGCGGAAACGGAAAUAAACGUUAAAGCGGUAAACAUGAAAUAUCAUAA